AUGGCAGACAAGUACAUCAUCCGCGUGACGGCGGGAUCGGGGUACGACGUCGGCGAGCACGUGGUGGUGCCGGUCAACACGGCCGAGCCGGUGCGCAUCUCGAGCGCGCUGGCCGACGUCGAGCUCAACGUGCGCGUGCAGAACUACCGCGGCCUGCCGCGCAACUCGCCCGCCUCGUCGCCCUACUUCGACCAGGAGCCCCACGAGUACAACGGCGACCAGUACAGCAUCGCCUUUCGCUUCACGCCCAAGAAGCCUGCCAAGGCGGUGGCAGACGGGGACAGUGGAGAGAAGGAUGACGAUGAAGAGGAAGAAGCUGAGGGCAUCUCAGCCACGGACCUGCAGUUCGGCAACGACUUCGAUCACCCGAUCCGCGACCGGCUGCCGCCCGGCUUCGGGACGGCCAUGAACAUCGUGCGGUGGUGGAUCGACCCGGGCCUGGAGGGCGACGCGUACGCCGACGAGCCGUACCUGUACGGGCCGGCACUGAGCUCUUUCAACGCGGUGCACUGGGGCGCGGGCGAGGUGGACGCUGCCAAGGGCGGGCUGUGGUUCGGCGAGGGCGGCAGCGAGUCCGGGUUGGCGGCGCGUCGUGAUACGGGCGCCCCCGACGACGCCAAGGCCCGCAUGAAGUGGGCCCUCAAGCCCGACAGCAAGCGCCGCUGGGUCUGGCGCUACGGCGACACGUACGCCCUCGACUUCUUCAACCCUUAUGUCGAUUUUAACGAGUUCGCGCUGCGCCUGCCGGGGUUCCAUCUGCCCAUCAUCCGCUACUGGGACGGCCAGAGCCUGAGGUCCCAGCCCAAACGCUCACACCAGCUCAGAUACGUUCUGCGCAACCGCUCCACGGGCGCCGUGUACCUGGCCGUGCUGUUCACGCUGUACCUGAAAGAAGACGUCAACGAGGACGGCUCGCUCAAGCCGGCAGCCCUACAAAACAAGGGCGGACAUGAGAAGAAGGAGGGCGGUGUAGAUGAUGAUGAUGAGGAGGGAAAUGGGCACGACGAGGACUUUGACGAGGAAAAGGCCCUGGCCGAGGCGAGGCGCAAGCUGUCGGGCGUGGACCUAGAUGCGGGGCCCGAGACUAACGAGGACGACGUGGACUGA
This is a messenger RNA of Lasiosphaeria miniovina, 1107 nucleotides long. RefSeq lists its product as uncharacterized. Bases 1 to 1107 code for a protein of 368 amino acids. NCBI's taxonomy places the organism in Eukaryota, Fungi, Ascomycota, Sordariomycetes, Sordariales, Lasiosphaeriaceae. The transcript has 2 exons. The record is from RefSeq and is a predicted model, not a curated record.